UUGCCCAUGGACGGGGACAGGGUGGAGAUAGAUGGCGGGGUCAUGGAGGGGGGUGGCCAGAUCUUGCGAGUCUCCACGGCCUUGAGCUGCCUGCUGGGGCUUCCCCUGCGAGUGCGGAGGAUCCGAGCCGGGAGGAGCCAGCCUGGCCUUAGGCCUCAACAUCUGUCUGGACUAGAGAUGAUUCGAGAUUUAUGUGAUGGGCAGCUGGAUGGUGGAGAAAUCGGUUCAACAGAAAUAACCUUCACUCCUGGGAAGAUCAAAGGUGGAACCCACAUAGCGGAUACCAAAACAGCAGGGAGCGUGUGCCUCCUGAUGCAGGUAGCAAUGCCGUGUGUGCUGUUUGCUGCUUCCCCUUCAGAACUUCAUUUAAAAGGUGGGACUAAUGCUGAGAUGGCUCCACAGAUAGACUACGCAGUGUUGGUCUUUAAACCAAUAAUUGAAAAGUUCAAUUUGACCUUUGACUGUGACAUAAAAAGGAGGGGCUACUACCCCCAAGGUGGUGGUGAAGUGAUAGUCCGAAUGUCACCAGUCAAACAGUUAAGCCCAAUAAACUUAACUGAACGUGGCACUGUGACCAAGAUACAUGGAAGAGCAUUUGUUGCUGGAGCCUUGCCCAUUAAACUAGCAAAAGACAUGGCAUCAGCAGCAGUGAGAUGCAUCAGAAAAGAAAUCAGGGAUCUUUACGUUAAUAUUCAGCCUGUUCGAGAACCUGAUAAUCAAGCCUUUGGAACUGGAAGUGGAAUAAUUAUUGUUGCAGAAACUUCAACAGGUUGUCUGUUUGCUGGAUCAUCACUUGGUAAAAGAGGUAAGAAUUCUGACAGGGUUGGAAUUGAAGCUGCAGAGAUGCUGCUUGGAAAUCUUAGGCAUGGGGGAGCAGUGGAUGACUAUCUGCAAGACCAGCUGAUCAUUUUCAUGGCAUUAGCAAAUGGGGUAUCUAGAGUGAAAAGUGGACCAAUUACACUUCAUACUCAAACAGCUAUACAUUUUGCAGAACAGCUAACAAAGGCUAAAUUUACUGUGACAAAAUCAGAAGAUGAAGAUUCCACUAAAGAUACCUACUUUAUUGAGUGCCAAGGAAUGGGGUUGAUAAACUCAAGCUUGUAGUUUUUCUUUAAAGAAAAAACAUACCUCUGAUGUAUUGCACUACAUUUCAGUUGACAUGCUACCCAGUGGGGAACAGGAGUUACUUUAUCAUAAAUAAUUGGUUUGAUUUAAAUUCAGAGAUGAUGUAGUGAUUUUGUGGUAUGCUGAGAAUACUUCCUGUCCUUCCUUUGGCUGUUAACAGCAAAAUGAGUACUGAUGAAAUAGCAAAUGGAAUAAAAUGCAAGUGUUCAGGAGAGCUGAAACUAGAGAUGAGUAGCUUUAAGGAUAUGAGUGCACCAGAGUUGAUAAACUACCAUUACAACUUUUAAAAGUUACUUAAAUGACACAACCAUUCCCCUUAAAGCAUGUAGGUUUAUCAUAUGGGAUCCUUUACAUAUUUGUUACGAAAUAGUUCAUUUCUGUUUAUCUAUCAGCCUUUGUCUCUAAAGUAUUCUGUUUCUGUAGUCGUUUUGCUGAAAUUGAUAUGGAAAAAAUAAAGCAAUUUCGG
This is a messenger RNA of Emys orbicularis (European pond turtle), 1591 nucleotides long. It is a transcript of the gene RTCA, whose product is annotated as RNA 3'-terminal phosphate cyclase. The transcript has 11 exons. NCBI's taxonomy places the organism in Eukaryota, Metazoa, Chordata, Testudines, Emydidae. The record is from RefSeq and is a predicted model, not a curated record. Gene Ontology annotation, molecular function: RNA-3'-phosphate cyclase activity. Gene Ontology annotation, biological process: RNA processing. The coding region runs from base 7 to 1104 and encodes 365 amino acids. Gene Ontology annotation, cellular component: nucleus.